Odocoileus virginianus texanus is the source of this 1846-nucleotide messenger RNA. The record is from RefSeq and is a predicted model, not a curated record. Lineage: Eukaryota; Metazoa; Chordata; Mammalia; Artiodactyla; Cervidae.
GGCUCAUUUGGAGGCCAGUGCUGAGAAAUGGAACAGAUUGCUGACGUCUUUAGAAGAACUGAUCAAAUGGCUGAAUAUGAAAGAUGAAGAGCUUAAGAAACAAAUGCCUAUUGGCGGGGAUGUCCCAGCCUUACAACUCCAAUAUGAUCAUUGCAAAGCACUGAGACGUGAGUUGAAGGAGAAAGAGUAUUCUGUCCUGAACGCUAUAGACCAAGCUCGCGUUUUCCUGGCUGAUCAGCCAAUUGAGGCCCCUGAAGAACCAAGAAGAAACCUACAAUCAAAAACAGAAUUGACUCCUGAGGAGAAAGCCCAAAAGAUUGCCAAAGCCAUGCGCAAGCAGUCUUCUGAAGUCAAAGAGAAGUGGGAAAGUCUAAAUGCUAUUACUAGCAAUUGGCAAAAGCAAGUGGACAAGGCAUUGGAAAAGCUCAGAGACCUCCAGGGAGCGAUGGAUGACUUGGAUGCUGAUCUCAAGGAGGCGGAGGCCGUGCGGAAUGGCUGGAAGCCUGUAGGAGACUUGCUCAUCGACUCACUUCAGGACCACAUUGAGAAAACCAUGGCAUUUAGAGAAGAAAUUGCACCAAUCAACUUAAAGGUUAAAACAAUGAAUGAUUUAUCCAGUCAACUGUCUCCUCUUGACUUACACCCGUCUCUAAAGAUGUCUCGCCAGCUCGAUGACCUUAAUAUGCGAUGGAAACUUUUGCAGGUUUCCGUAGAUGAUCGCCUUAAACAGCUUCAGGAGGCCCAUAGAGAUUUUGGGCCAUCCUCUCAGCAUUUUCUCUCUACUUCAGUCCAGCUGCCAUGGCAAAGAUCCAUUUCACAUAAUAAAGUGCCCUAUUACAUCAAUCAUCAAACACAGACAACCUGUUGGGAUCAUCCUAAAAUGACCGAACUCUUUCAAUCCCUUGCUGACCUGAAUAACGUACGUUUCUCUGCCUACCGUACAGCCAUCAAAAUCCGAAGACUCCAAAAAGCACUAUGUUUGGAUCUCUUAGAGUUGAAUACAACAAACGAAGUUUUCGAGCAGCACAAACUGAACCAAAAUGAUCAGCUUCUUAGUGUUCCAGAUGUCAUCAACUGUCUGACAACAACUUAUGAUGGCCUCGAACAAAUGCAUAAGAAUUUGGUCAACGUUCCUCUCUGUGUGGAUAUGUGUCUCAACUGGCUACUCAAUGUAUAUGAUACGGGCCGGACUGGAAAAAUAAGAGUGCAGAGUCUGAAGAUUGGAUUGAUUGCUCUCUCCAAAGGCCUGUUAGAAGAAAAAUAUAGAUAUCUCUUUAAGGAAGUGGCGGGGCCCACGGAAAUGUGUGACCAGAGACAGCUCGGCCUGUUACUGCACGAUGCGAUCCAGAUUCCUCGGCAGCUGGGGGAGGUAGCAGCUUUCGGGGGCAGUAAUAUUGAGCCCAGUGUUCGCAGCUGCUUCCAACAGAAUAACAACAAGCCAGAGAUAAGUGUGAAAGAGUUUAUAGAUUGGAUGCGUCUGGAGCCACAGUCCAUGGUUUGGCUGCCGGUUCUACAUCGCGUGGCAGCAGCUGAGACUGCAAAGCAUCAGGCCAAAUGCAACAUCUGUAAAGAAUGUCCAAUUGUUGGAUUCAGGUAUAGAAGCUUGAAGCAUUUUAACUAUGAUGUUUGCCAGAGUUGCUUUUUUUCGGGUCGAACAGCAAAAGGUCACAAAUUGCAUUAUCCAAUGGUGGAAUAUUGUAUACCUACAACAUCUGGGGAAGAUGUACGGGACUUCACAAAGGUGCUGAAGAAUAAGUUCAGAUCGAAGAAAUACUUUGCCAAACAUCCUCGGCUUGGCUACCUGCCUGUCCAGACAGUUCUUGAAGGUGACAACUUAGAGACGUAA